AGGAGGAGAAGGCGAAGCGGGCGGCGGACUAGCCGGACGGGGAUGGGGACGGCCGCCGGCCUCCUCCUGGCCCUGGGCGCCGGCCUCCUCCUCCUCUGCCCAGGCUCCCAGGGAGGGGUCUACCAGCGGCAGCUGCUGAAGGGCCUGAUGGAGGACUACACCCCCUUGGAGAGGCCGGUGAGCGACGACGCGCAGCCCCUGACCGUCCACUUCACGCUCAGCCUCAUGCAGAUCAUGGACGUGGAUGAGAAGAACCAAGUCCUGACCACCAACGUCUGGCUCCAGAUGUACUGGUACGAUCACUACCUGCGGUGGAACGAGUCGGAAUACCCUGGUGUGAAGACCCUCCGCUUCUCUGCCGACCGGAUAUGGAAACCUGAUAUCCUACUGUACAACAGUGCCAACGAAAAAUUUGACUCCACUUUCCACACCAACAUCCUGGUCAACUCCAGCGGCUACUGCCAGUGGCUGCCCCCAGGCAUCUUGAAGAGCACCUGCCGAAUCGACGUCCGCUGGUUCCCCUUCGACACCCAGAAGUGCGAUCUCAAGUUUGGCUCUUGGACCUACGACGGUUGGCUGCUGGUCUUGCACAUGAUGGAGGCGGACACGUCGGGCUAUGUCGCCAACGGGGAGUGGGACCUCGUGGGUGUUCCCGGCAGCGAGAACAAAGUUUUCUACGAGUGUUGCUGGGAACCCUACCUGGACGUCACCUUUGCGGUGACCAUGCGUCGCCGGACCCUGUACUACGCCCUCAACAUGCUGGUGCCCUGCUUGCUCCUCUCGGCCAUGACCUUCCUCGUCUUCCUGCUCCCGGCCGACUCCGGGGAGAAGAUUUCUCUGGGCAUCACCGUCCUCCUGUCCCUCACCGUCUUCAUGCUGCUGGUGGCAGAGGUCAUGCCGGCCACAUCGGACUCCAUCCCGCUCAUCGGGCAGUACUUUGCCAGCACAAUGGGGAUGGUCGGGCUCUCGGUGGUCGCCACGGUCUUCGUGCUCCAGUACCAUCACCACGACCCCGACGGCGGCUGCAUGCCCAGAUGGGUGCAGGUGGUGGUGUUGCGUUGGGGCGCCUGGCUGCUGCGCAUGCGCCAACCCGGGGAGGAGACAGUGGGGCGGCCCCGCUGCGCCCCCAGCCUGCUGAGCUGCAGUUCCGACAACAGUGAAGGCAGCGCCACGCCGAAGCCACAAGGCACACCGGCCAUCGCCAACGGCAACCUCCCUUACAUGGGCAGCCCGGUGGCACCGCCGCCUGCCAAGCCUCCCAAGGUGCCGCGGCCCUUUCUCCCGUCGCCAGAGCUGCAGGCCUCCACCCCGGAGGAGCUCCUAAGCGCCCCCGAGCUCGGCCGCAUCCUGGAGGAACUACACUACGUGGCCCAGUGCUUCCGGGGGCGGGACGCCGCCCAGGCUACCUGCAGCCAGUGGAAGUUCGCCGCGGCCGUCAUCGACCGCCUCUUCCUGGUCACCUUCGCCCUCAUCCACAUCAUCUGCUCCAUCAGCAUCCUCAUGGCGGCCCCCAACUUUGCCGAAGCCAUCACGAAGGACUUCCUGUGAAGCCCCGGCUGUGGACUCCCCUGAAGUGACGUGACCCUGGCCUGCUGCUCCGGCAGCGGGACGGGCACGGCUCGAGACCCCUGCCGGCCAUGCCCGGCUUUGUUACAGGCAGUAGGCCUUGCAUGCGACGGUGUUACCAACCCGACGGAGACCCGCCUCUGAAGGCGAGCCGCCGAGCACCGCCCUCUGUCCGGCAUGCCGAAAGGGGUCCCGCCGCCUCCCCCGCAGUGCGCCCGCUCUCUUGCCCCCAUGGCCAGGCAGGGUUGCCAGCUCCAGGAU
This is a messenger RNA of Gekko japonicus, 1827 nucleotides long. Its product is annotated as neuronal acetylcholine receptor subunit alpha-7-like. Gene Ontology annotation, biological process: nervous system process; chemical synaptic transmission; monoatomic ion transmembrane transport. The record is from RefSeq and is a predicted model, not a curated record. Gene Ontology annotation, cellular component: neuron projection; postsynaptic membrane; synapse. NCBI's taxonomy places the organism in Eukaryota, Metazoa, Chordata, Lepidosauria, Squamata, Gekkonidae. The transcript has 10 exons. Gene Ontology annotation, molecular function: acetylcholine-gated monoatomic cation-selective channel activity; transmembrane signaling receptor activity. The coding region runs from base 43 to 1548 and encodes 501 amino acids.